ACAAAAAAUGAAGCGAAUACAAAACUAUCCAGUUGUUGAAAUUCACAUAGAAGUGGAUACGGAUCUAAUAUUGUUGAUUUUUAUCAUAUUCAACCUGGGAAAGACGUCACCCGUGAAGUUAACCUACAAGAAGAAUGGAAAUCGUGGAUGUCUGCGAAUAGAAGGUAAAAAUCAAGAAUUAAUCAAAAAUCAGGAUUUUGUGACGGUGUCCAUAAAGGAUUUAACAAGUUCAUUGGAAUCUAUCAAUGUUCUCUCAUUUUUAUCAAUCAAAUUGCUGGAAGACUCAAGUUCAGUGCCAGAAUGUGACACGAACGUGAAGUUCUUGGAACAACUCAAUGAAAUGUUGGAUUCAAGAUUGCAAUCAUUUAAAGUGAAUGAGAUUGACUUGUCAUUCCGAAGUAUAUCUUUGAGUCGUCACGUACUAUCGAUGGUUGUCAGCUGCCAAUCCGACAUGUUCAAAUCAUUGAAUAUCAAAGUAACGGAUAAGAAUGGCAAACGUUUGUUGGAUAAAUUAUUCUCUAUCACCGAUUUAUCAAAGUUUGUUGAGCAUCACCAAAUUCAAGCGUUGGAAAACUUUGUGAAUAAUGAACUCAAAUCUUAUAAAACAGGGAUCGAUUAUACGUAUAAACUGACGUUUUCUGAUGAAGUUAAGUUACUCGGGCAGACAUUAGAGAGAAACCUCAAAGUUAAAAAUUCAGCGCCCUACCAAACCCAGAAAUCGAAUACGGAAAUGCACCUGAAUACUCAGCAAUCAAUACUAUAUGACAUGCCAGAUCUUGUCAUUGAUAGAAUUGUGAAUCUGCUGCAGCCAAAAAAUCGACUCGACUUCCGGGCAGUUUGUAAAAGAUUCCGAGCUGCAGUGGACAGGAAGAGCUCCAGACAACGUUGUUAACUUUUUCAAUACUUUUUUUAAACUCAUCUUGUAUAUUCGAGCUGUAACAGCACAUUUUUGACAAAAAACCAGAAAACUC
Caenorhabditis elegans is the source of this 971-nucleotide messenger RNA. RefSeq names its product F-box domain-containing protein (gene R10E8.8). The record is from RefSeq and is marked reviewed. The coding region runs from base 8 to 892 and encodes 294 amino acids. Lineage: Eukaryota; Metazoa; Nematoda; Chromadorea; Rhabditida; Rhabditidae. The transcript has 5 exons.